Molecule: messenger RNA, 832 nt
Organism: Sceloporus undulatus (fence lizard)
Lineage: Eukaryota; Metazoa; Chordata; Lepidosauria; Squamata; Phrynosomatidae
Gene: METTL5
Product: methyltransferase 5, N6-adenosine
Exons: 8
Coding region: 149-799 (216 amino acids)
Biological process (GO): rRNA methylation
Molecular function (GO): rRNA (adenine-N6-)-methyltransferase activity; nucleic acid binding
Source: RefSeq, a predicted model, not a curated record
UGGGAACCAGGCUAGUCAGUCCAUGGCAAACCUCCUCCGAACAAACCUCGCCAAGAAAGAAACUAGAGUAGGUUCACCUUAGGGCCGCCAUAAGUCAGAAAGGACUUGAAGGCACACAACAACAACAACAACAGCUUCAACUAUAAGCAUGAAGAAAUUAAAGCUUAAAGAACUUGAAAGCUGCCUUCAACAGGUUGAUUCUUUUGAGAAUCCAAAAUUGCAGCUUGAACAAUAUCCAACACGGCCACACAUUGCAGCAUGUAUGCUUUAUACAAUCCACAAUACCUUUGAUGAUAUUGAAAACAAGAUUGUUGCAGACCUUGGAUGCGGUUGUGGUGUGCUGAGCAUUGGAAGUUCCAUGCUGGGAGCAGGGUUAUGUGUAGGAUUUGAUAUAGAUCCUGACGCUUUAGAAGUAUUUAGCAGAAAUGCUGAAGAAUUUGAGCUCACAAAUGUUGAUAUGCUUCAGUGCAACAUAUGUUCUUUGCCUGAAAAAAUGCCAAAAACAUUUGACACAGUUAUUAUGAAUCCUCCAUUUGGAACUAAGCACAAUAAAGGUAUGGAUAUGGCUUUUCUGAAAACAGCACUGCAAAUGGCGAGAACAGCUGUAUAUUCAUUACACAAAACUUCAACCCGGCAACAUAUUCAGAAGAAAGCAGAUGAAUGGAAGGUGAAGAUGGAAGUUUUAGCAGAACUGAGAUAUGACCUACUGGCAUCAUAUAAGUUUCACAAGAAGAAAUCAGUGGACAUCGAAGUUGAUUUUAUUAGAUUCUCUUGUGACAAAGAUGGAGGAAUGACUUAAAACUUUUUAGAAGAAUAAAAAAUUCUUUUUGGA